This is a messenger RNA of Ichthyophthirius multifiliis, 1707 nucleotides long. RefSeq lists its product as hypothetical. Gene Ontology annotation, molecular function: protein binding; asparaginase activity. Lineage: Eukaryota; Ciliophora; Oligohymenophorea; Hymenostomatida. The record is from RefSeq and is a predicted model, not a curated record. The transcript is spliced from 4 exons.
AUGUUCCCAUCAGAAUAUGGCUUAAAAGUAAAAUCAGGUAUUUUUGCGAAUUUUUUGAAGGAUAAUCCUUAUUUAUGUGAUUAAGAUUACACAUAUUUUAAUAACGAAGAUGAUUUUUUGAUCACCCCUUUAAGUGUUUAUAAUUAACGUACAUGGUAUAAAGUAUAUGAGUUAGAAAAUCCAAUAGACUCGACUAAUAUGAAUGUUUUUUAUUAUGAUUUAAUAGCCCAAAUAAUUGAAGAAAAUUAUGAAAAGUAUGACGGUUUUCUUAUUUUGCAUGGGACUGAUACUAUGGCCUAUACAGCAAGUGCCUUAUCUUUUAUGCUUGAAAAUUUAUCUAAAACUGUAAUUAUUACAGGAAGUUAAAUUCCAUGUUCAUCUAUGAGAAACGAUGGUUUUAAUAAUUUAUUGUGUUCAAUUACUGUGUGCGGGCAUUAUACAAUUCCUGAAGUUAUGAUCUGUUUUAAUGAUAAGCUUUUUAGAGGGAAUAGAUGUACGAAAAUGGAUUCAAACUCUAUGGAUUCUUUCGAUUCCCCUAAUUAUGAACCUUUGGCAGUUUUUGGAAUAAAUAUUAAUAUUAAUUGGGAAAAAAUACUCAAAAAAAAUCCCAACUAAAAACUAAUUGUACAUAAAAACUUGUGCGAUAAAAUUGCUAUUAUUAAAUUCCACCCUUUUAUUAGUUCAGAAACUCUAAAUGUUAUUCUUAAUGAUCAUUAUACUCGUGCUGUUAUUAUUGAAACUUAUGGAGCUGGUAAUAUUCCUAUUAAUAAACCUGAAUUACUUGAAAUGCUUAAUUAAGCGCAUUAAUAAGGAAAAAUAUUAGUUAAUUUAUCGCAAUGUUAUCGUUCAAAUGUUAUGUCUAUUUAUGAAACAGGAAAAGCUUUAUUAAAAGUAGGAGUUGUUUGUGGAUGGGAUUGUACUUUCGAAGCAAUGUCAAGCAAAUUAGCAUUUUUAUUAUCGAAAAACUAUUCUACUGAAACAAUAAAAAUUCUUGUCUAAUAAAAUAUGAGAGGAGAACUAUCACCUCCAUUAGAAAAUGAUAUUUUUGAAUUUCAAUAAGAGCAUUUUCUGUAAGCUUUAAAAGACGCAGUUUAAUCUGGAAAUGAUGAAAGUAUUGACAUUCUUAAAACUUUAAUUUUACCAAAUAUUACUUGUUAUUUAAGUAAAGGAGGUUUGUUGAAUAGUUUGAUUUAACUUAAAAGUUAUAUUAUUGAUUUUACUUAAGGCGAUUAUGAUGAUAGGACAGGAUUGCAUUUAGCAGCUAGAGAAGGAUAGUUGGAAUGUUUGAAAUUUCUUAUAAGUGAAUGUAAAGAAGUUAAUUUAAUUGAUAAGUUUGGAAGAUCUCCUUUAUUUGAAGCUUGCUUAACGAGGUAAAAACAAUGUAUUAUCGAACUAGAAAAAGCUGGAGGAUAAGUAAUUGGACCAAAAAAUUUAAUUACUUCUCUUUUAAUGAAUGCUAUUAAAGAAAAUGAUAAAGAAUUGUUUGAUAUUUUUUAUAUGGCAAAGUUAAAAGAUUGGAAUUAAUAUAAAACUAUUGAUGGAAGAACUUUAGCUCAUGUAGCUGCUACAUAUAAUAAUGUAGAAAUAAUUAGAUUUUUAAAAUAUUAAUGUGAAAUGAACUUUAAUGAUAAAGAUAGAUAUGAGAGAACUGCUUUGGACGAGGCAAAAAAACGAAAUCAUAAGGAAAUUUGUAAACUUUUAAUGUGA